Telopea speciosissima is the source of this 1757-nucleotide messenger RNA. RefSeq names its product phospholipase A(1) LCAT3-like. The transcript has 11 exons. Bases 97 to 1488 code for a protein of 463 amino acids. Gene Ontology annotation, biological process: lipid metabolic process. Lineage: Eukaryota; Viridiplantae; Streptophyta; Magnoliopsida; Proteales; Proteaceae. The record is from RefSeq and is a predicted model, not a curated record.
CGCAUUUGCUUCUCUGUCCAUUUAAAUCCUCAUUAUCUCUGCAACUCUUCAGAGCCAAAAAAACGAACUUGAAUCGAAACAAUUAUUAAGCUCAAAAUGCUCGGAGAUUGUUGCUUGUUUCCGUUCCUCCGGUGCCGGAAGUAUGAACCAGGUGACGGGGAAGCUGAUCUUGAUCCUGUACUUCUCAUCGCCGGUAUCGGUGGCACCAUUUUGAAUUCGAAGAACAAGAAGUUUGGGUACGAGAUUAGGGUUUGGGUUCGGAUACUGUUAGCUGAUUUGGAGUUCAAGAGAAAGCUCUGGUCCAUCUAUAAUCCUAAAACAGGUUAUACAGAGCUAUUGGAUGAUGGGAGUGAAAUAGUAGUGCCCGAGGAUGACUACGGACUAUAUGCGAUUGAUAUUUUAGACUCUUCAUGGUGGGCAAAAGGUUUUCACAUUUCAGAUGUAUAUCAGUUUCAUGAUAUGAUUGAUAUGCUUAUUGGAUGCGGGUACAAGAAGGGAAGCACGUUGUUUGGACAUGGUUAUGACUUCCGUCAAAGCAAUAGAAUUGACAAAGCAAUGGAUGGUCUAAAAGAAAAACUGGCUGCAAUCUACAAGGCUUCUGGGGGGAGAAAAGUGAAUAUCAUUUCACAUUCGAUGGGUGGAUUGCUUGUGUCAUGUUUCCUGUCACUUCAUAAUGACGUUUUUGAGAAGUAUGUCAACAAGUGGAUUUGCAUUGGAUGUCCGUUUCAAGGUGCACCAGGAUGCAUCAAUGAUUCUCUUUUGACAGGACUGCAGUUUGUCUAUGGCCUUGAAAGCUACUUCUUUGUAUCCAGAUGGACAAUGCAUCAGCUGCUAGUUGAAUGCCCAUCUAUCUAUGAGAUGUUGGCGAAUCCAAAUUUCAAGUGGAAACAGCAACCUCUAAUUCAGGUUUGGAGAAAGCAAUCUGAAGACAAGGAAGAUUCUUCGGUCAAAUUGGAAUCUUACGGCCCCAAUGACUGUACUUCUUUGUUUGAAGAAGCAUUGAGGAAUAAUGAGUUGAAUUAUGGUGGAAAGUCAGUAGCUCUACCAUUCAAUUUCAGUAUACAUAACUGGGCUUCUGUGACACGUGAAGUUCUCAACAAAGCUCGACUUCCAAGUGGUGUCAGCUUCUAUAACAUCUAUGGAACAUCAUUGGACACGCCUUUUGAUGUUUGCUAUGGUUCAGAAACCUCUCCUAUAGAUGACUUGUCCGAAAUAUGCCACUCAUUGCCUCAGUAUUCUUAUGUGGAUGGAGAUGGGACUGUUCCUGCUGAGUCAGCUAAGGCUGAUGGUUUUGCAGCAGAGGAAAGGGUAGGAGUUGCCGCUAAUCAUCGAGGACUGUUAUGUAAUAACGCAAGCUUUCAGCUAAUCCAGAAGUGGUUGGGUGUAACCCAAAAGUCUCUCAAUAAUGCAAAGACUUCCAGAGUAAUGGAUGAAUUUUCAACUGAAGAUGCUUGUUCAAAGAGACAAAGUACGUGUCAACUUAUUUGAAAAGGGUUGGGAGUUGAUAAGAAUUCACACCACAAAGGUUCUCAUGCUGCUUGGGAGUGUUGGAGUGCAACAGUAUUUUCGGUACAGAAAGUGUUUAGGGAAUCAAUCAAAAAUUCUUUCCAGUACUCCACAGGCUUCCAGAGUGAGAAGAUGAUAACUAAAGUGCAGUUCUUGCUUUGGAGCUCGUUGGGCUAAGUUAGAGUAGUCAUUGGUCAUUAUUUGAUUCAUAUACAUGUAUAUAGAAGCUCGAAUCAAAUCCUCUUUACCAA